Molecule: messenger RNA, 2044 nt
Organism: Branchiostoma belcheri (Belcher's lancelet)
Lineage: Eukaryota; Metazoa; Chordata; Leptocardii; Amphioxiformes; Branchiostomatidae
Product: polycystin-2-like
Exons: 6
Coding region: 85-1896 (603 amino acids)
Biological process (GO): detection of mechanical stimulus
Cellular component (GO): membrane
Molecular function (GO): calcium channel activity; calcium ion binding
Source: RefSeq, a predicted model, not a curated record
UUCCACAACAAAAGAGUGUUGUUACGUCUUGGGGUGGGAGGGGGUUCAGUUUGACGUUUAUCUGAGGGACAGAGAGGCGAGAGAAUGGCGAGGAAACGGAGAUACGAGUUGUCGGUGCACGUGGAAGACGGGAGUCCUAUGGACACACAGGUGCUUUCAGUCUUCCCUGAACUGGACACGAGGACCAAGAAGCAUCUGAAGGAAGUGGCGUUCAGCCUUGUUUACGCCCUUGCCGUGAUGCUGGUGGCCUACCUGCAGCGGGACUGGCUGAGUUUCUACCAGAGGGAGGCGGUGGAACAGCUGGUGGUCAGGCGACGCUCUCUCGCCGUCAAACCGUUCUCAUACAUCAAGACGUCAUCUUCCUUCUGGACCUGGACCGAGACUCAUCUGAUGGAUGCUCUAUAUGACGAUGGGAACGAGAACCCCCUCCAGAGCCACUCGUUCUACCAGGUGCAGUGGUCGAAACUCAGACAAGAGCGAGUAUCAAAAGAUGUACCUUUCACAAUCCCCAAUGACGUCCUAUCGAGUACGUUCGGUCACUGCAAGGAGCCGUUCAGUUCUUACAACAAAGACUGGCGGGACUACGGAGUCGGGUGGACCCCGAGAAAUGACACCGGCCAGAACGUCACAGACCCCGCACUGUUAGCCUGGACCCAUAGGACGGCGGAAGAACUUCGAGAGGCGUCGUUUCACGGGAUACACGGAGUUUAUCACGGUGGUGGUUACCAGGUGGAGCUCAGCAGGAACCGAACCAAGACCGUCGCCAUCCUCCGGGAUCUCCGAAGUAACGACUGGAUUGACGAGAAAACCCGAGCGGUGUUCGUGCAGCUGACCCUGUACAACCCGAACUCCAACCUGCUGACGACAGUGCUGUUGUCGGUGGAGUUCAGCGUGAUCGGAGCCGCUUUCCCUACGCACGAAGUCCUGGUCUUUCCGCCGUACUUCGGCAUCGUGGACCUUCCCGUGUCCUUCCUGGCGUCCGAGAUCUUCCUGCUCCUCCUGUCUGGGUACUUCGUGUAUGUUGAAGGUUGGAGGAUGUACAAGAUGUCCUUCCAGUACUUCAAAGAUUUCUGGCACAUUCUGGAUUCUGUAAUCAUUGCAGAGGCCUUUGGUACCUUUGGGGUCUUCUUCUACACCCAGUACGUCGCCGACGUCAUCUACCAUCAGAUGGAUGCAGUAGACGAAGAAGGCGCAUGGGGGAGCUUCGUCAACUACAGGAAGGUGGCUAUUUGGUCUCAGACGUACACGUACAUGCUGGGUAUCCUGAUCUCCCUGAUCACGGUCAAACUUCUCCAUGUUCUAGGCUCCAUUGUCAACGGCGUCACGUUCUUGUCGGCUACAAUGUGCGAGGCCGCCGCGUCCCUGUCCGGAUUCAGUGUCAUCUUCCUUAUCUGUGUGGCGGCCUUUGCACAAAUGGUGUAUCUAGUCGUGGGAAACCACCUCUUCACGUACAGCACCUUCGUCGGCACCUUGCAAGAGAUGUUGAACUGGAUGCUGGGAGAUUUCGAUUACGAUCUGGUGACCGACGUUUCGCCUCAUCUCGGCCCAGCGAUGGUUUUCCUGUUCAACAUCUCUUUCCAGCUGUUCCUGAUGAUGGUGUUCGCCACGAUCCUGUGCGAGGCCCUGGCGCUGAUCCGUGUGCAGACCGAGGAGGAGCCCAGACGGGAUGACCUCCCUCCUACCCUACAGACCAUCGUCAUGGAGGGGACCAAGUCCCUGCGCAUGCGCUACCAGCAGGCGAAAGCAGCCAGGAAGUACAGGGAUGUGGUUGUGUACGAGUUCGAGACCACGGAUGCCACCGGAAUAGAACUGCUAUGUUUUGAACAGUCCUUCGAAGACCGCAAUGGCGCAGAUGUGACCGGCCUCUGGUUGACUGGCGGGGCAGGAAAAAUGUAAUUUGUCCCUGAAUAUGUAUAUCAGAUCUUCGUAAGUCGGGACAAGAAUAAGAAUAAGAAGGAUACGACUAUAUUGUCAGUCACGUUGUUGUUGGAAAUAAUGAGAAUAUUAACGUUACAUAUUUUGGAGAAAUACAUACAUGAUUAUA